UCCUCCACCUCUCCACACCUCACCUGUUGGCGAUUGGAGUUGCAUCUCCUGUAUAACAAGAUGCCUAGCUCCUGCAUUGACAUCCGAAACGCCCUCGCGCAAUGCCUCCAAGAAUCAGACUGCAUUAUGGUCCAGCGCCACAGCCCGCGCGACUGUCUCCGCGAACCGCUCGUCGACGAACUGCCCACGAAAUGCCAACAACUCCGUAAAGGAUUCAGCGAGUGCAAACGCGGAAUGGUCGACAUGCGCAAGCGAUUUCGCGGAAACCAGCCCAUCGCUGUCUCCAAGGAGCUGGAGGGCGGGAGCUCCCAGUCUGGGGGACAGCUGUAUGGUGGUAAGCCGGCGUUUGAGACGGUUAAGGAGGUGAAUGGGACUGAGGUUGAGAUGGAUCCUGAGAAGACGAGGGGUUUGUAAGUGAUAUUGUACGGUGCGAAGAAUUGAAGGGUGGGGGUAAAAGAAGAAAAGAAAAGAAAAAGAAAAAAAGGUCGCAUGGGUAUCGCUAGGCUUGGGAGUUGUGAUUUUGUCUUUUUUAUUGGUUUAUUCAGCAUGGGAAGGAGUUGUUGAUGUAUGUAUAUUAGAUUAGGGUCGUCAUGCUAUAGGCCUUGUACAGUUUAGAUAUGUCUAUCCCUCUUCUUUUGGG
Messenger RNA from Aspergillus candidus, 640 nucleotides. RefSeq names its product PET191 family protein. Gene Ontology annotation, cellular component: mitochondrion. Gene Ontology annotation, biological process: mitochondrial respiratory chain complex IV assembly. The record is from RefSeq and is a predicted model, not a curated record. NCBI's taxonomy places the organism in Eukaryota, Fungi, Ascomycota, Eurotiomycetes, Eurotiales, Aspergillaceae. The transcript is spliced from 3 exons. Bases 61 to 414 code for a protein of 117 amino acids.